AUGGCAACGGCAUCAUCAUCGGCGAGUACGUCACCGCCACGGAUAAAGGUGAAGAAGGAGAUCUGUACCGAUAAUGAUACGAUCAAGGAGCUGGCCGAAACGGCUAUGAAUGAUAUACUGGGCUGGUACGGGUACGACAGUGUCGAUCGUCUCGAGCUUGCAGCCAACAACGUACCAUCGGCUGCUGCAUCCAACGUCCACGAGGAGGACGGGAGUUCGGGAGUUUGCUCGAAACCGGCCGGCGAACCAUCCAUCUCUUCCUCUUCGUCCAAGACGAAACCAAGCGCUCAAGCAUCGUUGAUGCCGGCAUCGUCGAAACAUCAUCAUCAUCAUCUGCAGCAACCCUCCAUCGGUGGUCAGUUUCUUUCGCGACAGCCGGACGACCUGACGAUCAAUCCGCUCCCAUCAACGUCAUCGAACAGCGAGCGACGAGGCCGAGAAAUGACACCCUCGCUAGCUGGCCGUACCGGGCGCUCUGGAUCUCCACCAGCAACUGCACCAACGUCGUCAACAACGGCACGGAACGGUAUCGUCUUACAUCAUCAGGCGCAUCAGCACCACCACCAUGCACCGGUGCCGGCCGGUGGUGGUGAAAGUUCCACCUCGGAGAAGGACAGCUCGCGGGAAAGCUCCAAGAGUCCGAUGCUGAUGAAAAUGCUCGACAAGCAAGAACAGACGUGUCAGUGGUGUCGUAAGGUGAUACCGUCCCAUCAGACCGGCAUCUUGGGCACUACCGAGGGUAUGAUAUUCUGCACCGAAGCCUGUUUCUCCCAGUCGCGCCGGGCGUCCUUCAAGCGUGCGAAAACGUGCGACUGGUGCCGGCACGUGCGGCAUGCCGUCAGCUACGUCGACUUCCAGGACGGUGCCUCCCAGUUGCAGUUCUGCUCGGACAAAUGUCUCAACCAGUACAAGAUGCAAAUCUUUUGCAACGAAACACAAGCACACCUGGAGAUGAAUCCGCACCUGAAGGAGAAGAGUUCGUCCACGGGAAGUCUUAUAACGCCAGAACUUUGGAUGAAAAACUGCAAAAGCUGCUCGAUAUCGCCGGUGUCCGAUCGGUCGGAGUCGGUAUCGCCCGUUCCAUCGAUACCGGUCCGUUCAUCGCCGGAACCCUCGCCCAUUACGCUGCGGUCUCCAACGCCGGCCAAAAAACCGCUCAUCUCCGUAGCUCCUCCGUCGAAGCUACUGUCCAAGUCGCUCCAACAAAGCAGCUUGGGCCGUUCCAAUCCAAAGAAUUCUCGUAAGCGUCGUACUGGUCAUAGGCCAAUUGGAGGAUUACAUGGAACCGCUGCAUCCAAACGGUCUACAUCGACGCAACAAACUGAGUUUAGCAGUGGUAUGAACAGUAGCUGCACUAGCAUCAACAACAAUAAUUUGACCAUCCCGAACAAUAAUCUUACCGGAAGUCCACCAACCAUCGCAUCUACUGGGCCUCCGAAAUCUGCACCCAAUGUACAAGAUUUACGAAUAUUGCAAAAGAAACAUAACUCCGUGGUGAAUCUCGCUUCCAAUGACGGUCCUUCGAUGGUGGGCUUCGAUGGACGCGAUCUGACAGCAGCCGGAGGAUCUCUUGGACCUCCGGUUCCACCACCGCCGCCACCACUUAAUAUUCCACCCCAGUUCCUUCCUCCACCGAUGAAUCUCUUGCGAGCGUCAUUUUUCCCCUUAAAUCCGGCACAGUUACGUUUCGGGAGUGGACUCGCAAACUUACAGAGCGCUCAACCUCCAUCGCAUGGACCACCGAUGGGUCCACCGCCGAGCCCACUGCCCGGUGGGCCAUUAGGUCCAGGCAAUCGGCCACCUAUACCAAACAUGUUCGGUUUCGGCAGUGCUCCGCCCGUUACGAUUCUAGUCCCGUAUCCCAUCAUCGUACCGCUACCGUUACCCAUUCCCGUACCGAUUCCUGUGAUAGAUUUUUUGAAAGCCGCCCUACCGAAGGAAGACAAUGGGAAAACAGGAAUCCGGUCCGAGCAAAACAAGGCUACGGCAAAUGAUGAAAAAAUGGAACCUGGUGGUACGGCAGUGACGGUUGAUAGCGAUGAAACGAUGGGUGAAGAACUUCCAGAGUCUUCGAUUGUCGAGGAGGAUUCGGAUGCGCCGCUAGAUUUCACUGUUGGUGGGUCAGGAAAACAUCCGGACCGAGACGUAGCGUCAAGCGGAGCCAAAGUUACUGUAUGGAGCGAACACACGGAACACACAGUCCCGGUUGAAAUGACGAGCGAGACGAUUGACGAGACGGCAACGUAUGCACUUUCCACUAUUGUAUCAAACGGUUCCAAACCUAUUCCGGCAAUAGCGGAAGAUGAAGAUCACAGGGACGAUUCGAAACAUGAAUCUGCCAAGAGAUUAUUGCCGAAGUUUAAAAUAACCCGCCUGGAGGUGGGAAAGCAACGUCCUGAGGUGGGUGAAGGAAAUGGAAGCGGGGAAGAACUACCAAAGGAGGAGACCGAUAUCGAACGCGAACGGAAAGAGAUGGUGGAACGAAGUCGACCCUUGCGGAAACGGAAGCGGCUCGUAGUGCAGCAGCAUCUGCACACAAAACAUGAGCUGCAGGAACCUUCGAAUGAUGGAAGAACGGAUGAACUAGAGUACGGUACGGGGAUUGGGUUGCGGUCUGGUAGCAAAAGUCAAUAA
Messenger RNA from Anopheles marshallii, 2634 nucleotides. It is a transcript of the gene Sobp, whose product is annotated as sine oculis-binding protein homolog B. NCBI's taxonomy places the organism in Eukaryota, Metazoa, Arthropoda, Insecta, Diptera, Culicidae. Gene Ontology annotation, cellular component: nucleus. The coding region runs from base 1 to 2634 and encodes 877 amino acids. The transcript has 4 exons. The record is from RefSeq and is a predicted model, not a curated record. Gene Ontology annotation, biological process: animal organ development.